CUGGGUCCGCUCCCUCCUUCCUCCCCGGGCAGCGGAGGCGAAGACGGCGGCCUUGUUCCUCCCCGGCUCUCCGAGGCCAAGUUCCCGGACAUCACGCGGUGCAGAAAGCUUCAGAUAAUCCAGAAGGAAAAAAUGACCCUCUAACUGGCAGGAUGAGCGACUGGCACAGGAUAUUUGCACAAAACCUGCUUGUUCCUCCUCACCCACAGAGGAUUCGCCAACCUUCAAAGGAAUCAACAGCCUUCCAGUGUGUUCUGAAGGUGCUACAAGGCCAUUUAUUUAAACAGAGAGUGCUGGAAGUGCUGACAGAAGUUGAAUACCAUCUCCGUCUGUCUUUCUUUGACAUCACCUAUCGCCACUUCUUUGGGCGGACAUGGAAGAGCCCUGCAAGGCCCUUCCAGCUGACGCCAGGACAGGUGCCGGGGGUCCACUUCAAUGAGCCGCUGUAUUUCCGUACAUCCUUAAGUCACCCCAACAUCAUCUUGGUGGUGGAAGUUGUUGCCAAAGGCAAGAAACAAGAUGGCACCUCCCAGGCUUUAUCGUGCGGGUUUGGAAUUCUUCGUCCCUUCAGUGCCAAAUCAGAGACGAUGGACUCCACACCUCAGGACAAACGGUUGUUGCUGUAUUAUGGAACUCCCCGAGCUCUUCUGCACCCACUUCUUCAGGACCCUCUAGAACAAAAUAAGCACAUGACACUUGUGGAAAAUUGCACCAUUCAAUAUACCUUGAAGCCAUACCCUCUUCUGGAGACAAUAUUUCAUCUUCUUCCCGAGAACUUUCUGGUGUCUGGUUUGCAGAGGAUUCCUGCAUUGUUCCCCGGACAUGGAGAAACAAGUGACGCUUUGCGGAAGCCACGCCUCCAUAAGUCUGUCACGUGGUACGUGGACAAAUUGUCCUUCCAUCUGUAUCCCUCCCUCGAGAAGUUUGAGGAGGAACUGCUAGAACUGCUCAAUAAUGACCGCCUGCAGGAGGAUAGCUCCACUUCGGACGGGACUUCGGUAGCAAUCCAGGAGCGGCGCGUCCAUGUCGGGGUGCACAAUGGACUGGGUUUUGUUCAGAAGCCCCAGGUCGCUGUGGUGAUGCCGGAGGCGGAAGUGAACUUGGGGCAUGCCACCAGCCUUGCCAAGAAAAUCAGUUCCUCCACCAAGAUCAGUGGAGAUCAGGCCCUGGUUCUGAGAAGUCGCAUUCGCCUCUCAGAGAUGAUUAAUCACCCAGCGUUUGGAAUUGUCUUUCAACUGGAGUAUGUGUUCUGUGCCCCUUCAGGAGUAGAUGGCAAGGCUUCCUCGGUCACAUCUCUGUCCAGCAUGGCCUUCAUGCACACAGUUCGGUGGGCCGUUUGGACGCCAUUGCUGGAAUCCAGCUCUAAAAACGUGACUUUACCCCUUCAAGGAGGAGCCCGUUCUAACCCCACCCGAUGCCUGGUGUACAAGAUCCCUUCAACCAGCAUGAGUUCAGAAGAGGUGAAGCAAGUGGAAUCGGGCACUAUCCAGUUCCAAUUCUCACUUAGCCCAGAAGAACACUUCGGAGCAUCCACAGAUUCCGCAGGCAACAUCCAAGAACUACGGCGUACGAAGAAGCCGCCCACUCCCUCAUCGAGUUCCCCUUUGCCCCAGAUGCUGCUCUCCACUCAAGGGUCUCCACCAGGGCCGGGGCUGUCAAUAUCCCAGUUGUCAACUUCUACACAGUCUCCUUUCUUGAGUACCUCGGGCAAACCCCCUUUGCCACAGCGAUCCAGCUCCCGGCCCCCAGCAGCCCACCAAGACUAUGAGUGUUCCCAGAUUCAGGAGAUCCCAUGUGGUGGCAGAGUAUCUCAUCUGGAGGCUGAUCUGAGUCAGAAUUCCUCAGUCCUCGAGCCAGCCGGAGCCGACCAGCUCCAGGAACUGCCAUUCACUCCCUUGCAUGCUCCUAUCAUGGCCCAGGAUGCCCAGGCCCGAAGCUGGGGCACAGCUCCCUCGCGGGCCUCGCUGGCUUGCCUGCAUUGCUCUGGCUUUCCAGAAAUCUUGGACUGCAACAAGGAGCCCGCUGAGGUGGUGGAUCCCACAGCUCCAGUGAAAGUCAACACUCAGAGAGAAGAAUCGGAUUUUCUGCAGAGCAAUGAAAUCAUCCUUCAGUUCCUUGCAUUUAGCAGGUUGCCACAGGACCCUGGGACAACACCAUGGCCAAAGAAUGUAUAUUUCACAUUCCAGUUCUAUCGCUUCCCCCCUGUCACCACGCCACGGUUACAACUGGUGAAGCUGGACCACAGUGGGGAGACCAACUCUAGUUCUCUGUCACACCUCUUAGUUCCCAUGAACAAAGACGGCUCCUUGAAUAGUGGAUCACCUGGAUUCCAGCUGAAAUAUAUGCUGGAUUCUGGAUUUCUAAAACCAGGAGAGCACCAUUGGUUUAUUCAUUAUAUUGCUAUCCAAACCUUACAAAUUGAUGUCUGGGAUGGAGAUUCUCUGCUUCUCAUUGGAUCUGCUGCAGUUCAGAUGAAGCACCUUCUCCGCCAGGGCCGGGCAGCGGUUCAAGUCUCUCACGAGCUGGCUGUCGUGGCAAUGGAAUAUGAGCAGGACGUGAUGGUGAUGAGUGGAGAUGUGACCCGUCCUGGAGCUGCCAAGCCCAUUGGGGUUCACACUCUUGUGAAAGGUCAUCUGCAUCUGACCAUGGCGAAUGUGGGUCACCCGGGUGAGCAGAAAUCAAGACAGUCUAUUACACUGCCACCUUCCCGCUCUCGUGUAGUAUCCUCAAGCGAUGGAGCCAGUGAUUUCCAAGGAGGCAGCCUUCUCUCCCACAGUGGCCACAGAACGUGCAGAAACGUGGCUCGGGCCCAGAAGCUAGCUGACGUGGACAGUGAGCUGGCGGCCAUGCUUUUCAGCCAUAUGCAGGAGGGGAACAAGGCUUACCAACACACCAGUCGAGAAGCGGAGGCCGUCCGCCAGCGGAAGCUGGGAAGAAUGAUGUCAGUGCGCCAGCAGGAGGCCAAGGGAAACAUUGACCCCGGCAAAGCAAGUCUGGUUCGUCAGAACACACGGGCUCGGCAGUCUCGGGACCUCCAGAUCAUCGACGCCUAUCGGGAGCGCUCCAAGGCGGAGCGCAUAUCCUUCAUGCUGAGCCAGGCCAUCACCACGCACCAUACCAUCUAUCCUUCUCUGGGCACCGCCGAGUUCUUUGAGUUUGCCCUCAAAAAUCCUCAUGGGGUCCAGCACACGGUGACAAUAGAAAUAGACAACCCAGAGCUGAGUAUCAUUGUAGACACUAGAGAGUGGAAGCACUUCAAAGACAUAGUGAAAAUGCACACUCCAGUGGAAGAAGACAUGUUCCAUAUCAAUGAAAAUCUCACUCAACUGUUCCUUCGGCCAAAGGAGACCAUCCACAUCCCUUUUAAAUAUCAGACCUUCUCUGUAGAUCAUACGGCCACCUUGCGGGAUGCCGGGGAGCUGAGAUGGGAGAAGGACACAGACGAGGGGCCACCUGGACUGUCUAGUCCCAUGUCCACGAAAUGCAUUAAGGUUUCUUUUAAGACGAGCCACGGCAAGCCGCUUGCCAUCCUCAGCGUAAACAUAGAACAUCAGCCUCAUCUGGUCCAUCAGAUCUUCCGAUUUUAUCACCCAGAGCUCACUUUCCUGAAGAAGUCCAUUCGACUCCCUCCCUGGCACAUUCUCCCGGGGGCUCCAGUGGGAAUGCCCGGUGGGGAACCUCAAAUCUACGUGCGCUGCAGCGACCCCAACAUCAUUUGUGAGACCCAGAAGAUGGGCCCAGGAGAGCCCCAAGAUGUGUUUCUGAAAGUAGCCGGAGGUCCAAGCCCACAGAUCAAAACGUUCUUCGUUGCUAUUUACACGGAUUCCUGGCUCUCUGCCCCUAUCCAGGUGUGGCAGAUUCAUCUCCACUCUCUGCAGCGGGUGGACGUCAGCUGCGUGACUGGCCAGUUGACCCGCCUCUCCCUGGUCCUCCGGGGCACUCGAGCAGUGCGUCAAGUGAGAGCAUUCACAUCUCACCCCCAGGAACUGAAGCUGGAACCAGAUGGCGUUUUCUCACUCCCACACGGUGGCAUUCACGACCUGCAUGUUGGGCUGAGACCUCAGAGGGCUGGUAGCAGGUUCAUCUACCUCAACCUGGUGGACGUUGACUACCACCAGUUGGUAGCCUCAUGGCUUGUGUGCCUGUCCUGCCGCCAGCCUCUCAUUUCGAAGGCCUUUGAGAUCGUGCUGCCUGCAGGAGGAGGGAAAGGGUCCAACAAGCUGAUCACAUACACCAACCCCUACCCUUCCAGGAGACAGUAUUUCCUGCACACUAACCACCCCGACUUGCUGCAGUUCAAAGAGGAUUCCUUUGAGAUUGGAGGAGGAGAGACAUACACUAUUGGCUUACGGUUUGCACCUGGUAAGAGCCCUGGAGAAGAAGAAAUUUUGAUUUACAUCAAUGACCGUGAAGACAAGAAUGAAGAAACAUUUUGUGUGAAAGUGAUCUACCAAUAAAGGAAGGACUUCAGUUGGGUUGGCAAAAUGUGGCUGUUCCUCAUCCAUCAGUCCUUCACUCAUCUUGACUCUACUAAGGGCCUUAAUUCCAAUGUGACCUCUCUCCGAGUUGAGCAUUAUCAUUGGCUUUGUGUUUGGUUGUUCUGUUGAUUUCUCUGCUUUGACAUUCUCCUCAGCUCUUCUCCUUCAGAGAUAGAGAUCCCAUUCAGAUUACCUGAGAAGUUGGGAGUCAGGUGAUAGUUCCUCCCUUAUUUCUGAUUUGCCUGUAUCCACUCAAGCCAGGCCAGAAUUGACCUGAUUUUUGCCAGACCAGAUUCUAUGGAGCAUCCACAGAAACUCCAAUGAUGAAAUUUAGUUGUGUUCCCUGACUUCCUUGAGAUUGCAUUUGAAAUUCUGUUUAUUUGGUUUGUCAUGUACAGAUUGUUAGCUUUUUAUAAAAGUCCUUGAGGGCAGUUAUUUUUUACAGCUUUGAAAGAAUGGUAUUUUAUGAAAUGACACUAAAGUUUUCUUAUUAGAUUUUCCCUAAAUAUAUAGCUCAUCUUAUAUGAUUUAA
Molecule: messenger RNA, 5010 nt
Organism: Ornithorhynchus anatinus (platypus)
Lineage: Eukaryota; Metazoa; Chordata; Mammalia; Monotremata; Ornithorhynchidae
Gene: NPHP4
Product: nephrocystin 4
Exons: 30
Coding region: 153-4457 (1434 amino acids)
Biological process (GO): negative regulation of canonical Wnt signaling pathway; protein localization to ciliary transition zone
Cellular component (GO): ciliary base; ciliary transition zone; cytoskeleton
Source: RefSeq, a predicted model, not a curated record